UUUAAUAAAUUUACCAUAUGUGCUUUGUUAAAACGACUAUCAAAAAUGUAAAAUGUCACCAAAAGACCACUGUGAUAAAAUCCAAAUUAAUCUGUUGGACCUGUAUUAAAUUUUAUACAGAUGGAAACAAUUUAGCUAUGCUGUAUCCGUUGUAUAGAAUAUAUUAAUAAACUAAAAAUACACAUGCUGUUAAAAAAGCUUCAAUAAGAACUGUCUCGUAUAUGCCCUAGCCCCUAGUUACUUAUUAACCAAUUUCCAAUGUUUCAAUGUAUCUCAGAUCCAGAGUACCUUCUAUUGUGUGGUUUAUUGUAUACCAUUAUAAGCUGUUUGUAGUGGCGCAGCCAGAAAAACUAUUGUUAAUAUAUAUUUUUUAAUAUAUUUUUUUGUAAAAGGGGGUUUGUGACUCUGGUUGCGUCGCUAGCUGUUUGUGUUAACGUAUGUAGACACUACCGUGCUAUGUGUGAUGUUUUAUGAUUAUGUUAUAUAAUGUAUGUAAUAUCUUCUGUUGGUGCUACUAACGUAUGUUUAGUCACAAAGUGUCAUAUAUUGGUAUUACCAGCAUAGGCGCCCAAACAUUUUAAAAAUCAGGGGAGUUAAAUUCACAUUCCUGUUAACAAGUUUGGGUAAAUUUUUAACUGAAUAUUGCAGUGCAGAAAAUUCUAGGGUUGGCCCAUAUACCCUGCCACCCCAGGUUUGGUGACUAUUCCUACUGUAUAUAGUAUGCCUUGUGUAAUUUAUAUGUUAGUACUAUUAGUGUAAUUUUAUAUGUUGUCUAUGUCAUAUAUUAUAUGUUUUUGCUACUCCAAUCUGUGUAAUAUCAUAUGCAAUUGUCUUGUAAUUACGUUAUUUUAAAGCUAGUGCUUUUAUUGCUGCGUGCAUUUACCGGCUGCCUAUGUUGUAUUAAUUGCUUUCAUUGUAACUUAUAGUACUGUGGGAUAAGAUGAAUAUAUUAGCUUCUAAAUCUCAUUUUAUCUGAUCAUUUUCUUAACAAUUAACAACGCUAUUUUAGAGACGUGGCACGUGGGGAUACGGUUAUAUAAUUCUGUAAAUAUUCUUUGUUUACUACCAAAUGCGAGGAUAAAAUAAAAUCAAAACAUUUCUUAUCUUAUCCCAACUUACUAUAUGUUUUCUAUAUGCAGAGUAUUAUAGGUGAAUAUAAACAUAAUGGCAUUUUGUAAAGUAGCCGCAGCUAAGACUGACUUUGCUCUUGGGCUGUACAAGGAGUUGUCACAGAAAGAAGAUGGGAAUUUGUUCUUUUCCCCGUACAGCAUUUCCACUGCACUGAUGAUGACUCUGCUUGGAUCAAAGGAGAAAACAAGAGAGGAAAUGCUGGAUGUUCUCGGGUUGAAAGAUCUUAAUGAAAGUGACAUCAACUCUGGCUUCCUCCAAAUACUGCAUCACUUGAGGUCUUCCAGAGGAGAUGUUGUCUUAGAAAUGGCGAAUAAAUUGUUCCCGGAAGCCACCUACAAGUUGGAGAAAGACUUCUUAUCAAAGUGCAAGGAAUUUUACGAAACAGAGAUUCAAGCUUUGGAUUUCAAGGGAAACCCUGACGCUUCCAGGGAAGCUAUCAAUGCUUGGGCUGAAAAAGAAACCAGCGGCAAAAUCAAGGACUUGUUGCCAAGUGGUUCCAUUGACAGCCUGGUGCGUUUGGUCUUGGCAAAUGCAGUUUAUUUCAAAGGAAGUUGGUUGCACAAGUUUAAGGAGCAACAGACAACUAUGAAGGAUUUUCAUAUCCGAGAAAAUAAAGUUGAAAAAGUUAACAUGAUGUUCAUGGAAAGAAAAUUUCGAUUCAACUUUGAUGAGAGUCUUGGUCUGCAAGUGGUUGAAAUACCUUACAUUGGAAACAAAUUGUCAAUGGUUGUUUUUCUACCAACAGAACGAUUUGCUCUGAACAAGAUUGAAAAUGCCUUAACAACUGAGAAACUACAUGGCUUGCUUGCUGGACUGUGGGAAGAAACAUUAAUGCUUUGUUUGCCACGAAUGAAAUUUGAACAAGAUUUUCAACUCGGCGAGGUUCUGAAAAAAAUGGGAAUGAUUGAUGCUUUUAGUAAAGGGGCAGCAAAUUUUGAAGCGAUUUCUGGAUCAGAGUCUUGGUCUGCAAGUGGUUGAAAUACCUUACAUUGGAAACAAAUUGUCAAUGGUUGUUUUUCUACCAACAGAAAGAUUUGCUCUGAACAAGAUUGAAAAUGCUUUGACAACUGAGAAACUACAUGGCUUGCUGGCUGGACUGUGGGAAGAGACAUUAAUGCUCUCUUUGCCACGAAUGAAAUUUGAACAAGACUUUGAUCUUGGUGGGGUUCU
Messenger RNA from Ciona intestinalis (vase tunicate), 2301 nucleotides. The record is from RefSeq and is a predicted model, not a curated record. Lineage: Eukaryota; Metazoa; Chordata; Ascidiacea; Phlebobranchia; Cionidae.